Messenger RNA from Megalops cyprinoides (Indo-Pacific tarpon), 2370 nucleotides. Its product is annotated as gastrula zinc finger protein XlCGF57.1-like. The record is from RefSeq and is a predicted model, not a curated record. Lineage: Eukaryota; Metazoa; Chordata; Actinopteri; Elopiformes; Megalopidae. Gene Ontology annotation, biological process: regulation of transcription by RNA polymerase II. Gene Ontology annotation, molecular function: DNA-binding transcription factor activity, RNA polymerase II-specific; RNA polymerase II cis-regulatory region sequence-specific DNA binding.
GUUCAGUUGUGUGCAUGAUGUUUCUGUCCCACAGGAGUUGUAAAUGCACGCAACUAACUUGCUACAACUGUUAAGCAGCCGUCAGCUCGGUUUUAUCAUCGACUUAUGUUCUCAAAGCCAUGCAAACCCUAAGGACAUUCUGACAUGGCUGACGUAAAAUCGUUUAGGGAAUGUCGGACUGUGACACUUUUCAGACACAAGUAGCCUCCAUCAUGGAGAUAGUAGCCAAAUCGGCCGUGGCAGAAAUGAGUAAGCUUGUCAACGAAAGCUCCGCUGCUGAGAUACCUGUUGAAGGAUCUGGAAGUGAGGAUGGGAAUGAAGCGCGGAAAAUGGCAGCAGCGUCCAUGGCACAGUUUGCUUCUAGUAUGGAGACACUCGCCAAGGAUGCAGCAAACAAAAUCUGCGAGCUCGCCAGUGAGGAGUCUGCGGUUUUGCGGCUGGAAAUGUCUGAGAGUCAGAGUGAGAAUGGAGCCCUGAAGAGGAAAUUGGAGCUGAUGGAGCGUGAGCUGAAGACCUCUCAGGGAAGAGGGGAGGGAGCAGCAGGAUGCAAAGAGAGCUCUGGACACAGUGGGCUUCAGUCUCCUGAUGUGGUAGACCAUGGGCCCGUAUCAGUUAUUGUUAAGGAGGAGACUGUUGAAAACAACUCGAGAAACAGUGAUACAGAGCAAGGAAACGAGAUCAGUGAGGGUGAAGGAACUUUAGAGCAAAGCACUGAUCCUCAAGAGAGACUCAGCACUGAAAACAGUGUGGAGGCAAUUGAAGAACCCACAGAGGAACAGGGCACACUUACAGCAGCUGAGUCAAACUUGGAUCUUAAAGAUACGAACGGAAGCUUGAAGAAGAAGCAGAGAGCUAUAAGAGACGUCUUAAAGCUCCAAAGGUUGUUCAUGGGCGAGAAACCGUUUAGCUGCGCAGAAUGUGGAAAAGGUUUUGCUGUGAAACGGACUCUCGACAAACAUAAGUUAACUCAUUCUGAGAAGACAUACAGUUGCCUUAAAUGUGAGAAGAAUUUUAGCCAGAAACGUAAUCUGAAAACGCACCAGAUUGUUCAUGCAGUAGAGAAACCUUUUAGCUGCUCACAUUGCGGUAAGGGAUUCACAGUAAAGCGCAGUCUUAAAGUCCACCAGCGAAUUCACACAGGCGAAAAGCCAUACAGUUGCGUUACAUGUGGGAAGAGUUUUCGUCAGGCUAGUUAUCUUAAAAUACACCAUAGGGUUCACACUGGAGAGAAGCCAUUUACCUGUGACGUAUGUGGCAAGAGUUUCAGUUGUGCAAAUAGUCUAAAAACACACCAAAUAGUUCACACAGGGGAAAAAGCUUUUAGCUGUGAUAUAUGUGGGAAGAGUUUUAGUCUUGCAAUUAAUCUUAAUAGACAUCAGCGAAUUCACACAGGAGAAAAACCAUUUAGCUGUGAUGUAUGUGGAAAGAGUUUCAGUCAGGCUAAUAAUAUGAAAGCCCACAAACAAAUUCACACAGAUGAAAAGUCAUACACAGGAGAGAAACCAUUCAGCUGUGCCACAUGUGGGAAGAGGUUCAUGUACAAAUGUUUACUUAAAAAACACCAGCAAAUUCACACAGGAGAGAAACAAAUGAUAGAGAAACCAUGCAGCUGUGUUACAUGUGGAAAGAGUUUCAGUUGUGCAUAUUCCCUUAAAACACAUGAGCGAAUUCACACAGGAGAGAAACCAUACAGUUGUGUUAAGUGUGGGAAGAAUUUCAGUCAGCCCAGUGCACUUAUAACACACCAGAGAGUUCAUACAGGAGAAAAACCAUUCAGGUGUGAUGUUUGUGGGAAGAAUUUCAGUCUUCCAAAUGGUCUUAAAACACACCAGCGAAUUCACACAGGAGAAAAGCCAUUUACCUGUGUUGUAUGUGGGAUGAGUUUUGGCUUUGUUGGUAAUCUGAAGAGACAUCAGCGUACACACACAGGAGAAAAACCAUUUACCUGUGAAAUAUGUGGGAAAAGCUUCAGUCAAGCUAAUAAUGUUAAAGCUCACCAGCAAAUUCACACAAAAGAAAAACCAUACAUGUGUGAUAAGUGUGGGAAGAGUUUUGCUUAUCUAAGAAAUCUUAAGGAACAUAAGUGUGUUUAUGGUUAAAUGAAGCUUUCUGCACUGUGUGGAAGGAGAGUAAUCAUUCCACAUCUUUUAAAACCAACUCAGAUUGAAAUAGCUUUGAGCAGCAUUAGAAUGAGACCCACAAGUUAGAUAUUUAGCAGUAAAGUGGUGAUCAGGAAUCUUCCAUUAAUUCUACAUUCUACAGUUCCUGCAAGGUUCUCACAUAAAGAGAGCACUGUGUGCAAAAUUCAUGUGGUUCAGGAUAUUACAUUUUCAUUUGUGCAUUUUUCAAGCACACAACUGUUGAACAUUU